AUGGAGGAAAUAAGAAAGCUUGUAGAUACCUUGUCGCCAAGAACUGCACAUCAAUAUCGUUCCUACUGCAAGAGAUAUGUUGAAUGGCUUGUCCAAAAAGGUAUAGUUGAGCAGGAGCUACGAGAAGAGACCCUUGAUGCGGAGCAGUAUGCCAAAUUACCCAUUUCUACGCAGUUGGUACAUUGGCAUCUAAUCGAUACAAUGGGAACUGGUUCAUUACCUUCGAUACGUAAAUGUAUCUCAUCAUUAAAGUUUCUUGAUAAACUGUGUUCAAUUCAUCGAGAGGUCGAUGCUUCUACUGGCGACACUGCUGCUGUAACUAAACUAGAUGAAAAAUACCUCGAAAAUAUCACGAGAGUCAGAGAGGUGAGGGAACAAGAGGAAGAACAAGGCCAGUUGGCCCAAAAUUUACACAUAAUUUCUGCCAACCUAUGGAAUCCGCAUUCGCAGUUACCUGAAAAGUACUUUCGUAACUGUUUUGAGCAAUUACGCUUUUUGGUAGAUUUCCAAUGGAGACUGUAUACAAAAAUGAGUUACAUGCAGCGAUCUCGAAUCCGAAUCGCGGAACUGGUAGGUCAUGCAGAUGGCGGUGGUAUUUCUGUUGAGCUAGAUACAUGGAGCCAACUGGGGGAAUAUGUAAACGGCGUGGAACCGCAGCUCAGAAGUCGACAACCGGUUAUUGUAGUGUCGCAUGCAAAUCCAUUAGUGUGUCCUUUAGUUUCUCUUGCGUCGUACUUUUUUCUUCGUUUUCAUGACGGUGGAGGGUUCCCGGAGUUGCGAGAUGCAAAUGGCUCUUGGCGUGAAAUGCCAAUAGUAAGAGGUAAAUCGCCUGGGGACUAUCCUCGGGAAGAGACCCUGGGGAACUAUUAUGCGGCGGUGUUUCGGUACUGUAGGCUGAAUUACAAACGGCGAGAAUGGUUUGGCCAGAGUAAAUUGCAGUACCCAUCAUGGAGACCGGAGGAGUAUGAGUUCUUCAAGCGGUACCAACCGGAGUUGCAGGAAGCGUUCCCAAUGAAUGUUCCUCGGGAUUUUGUCGAAUGUUUUAAUCUGGGGGUGGGCCGUGGUACUGUUGACGAUAAAAUUGUGGGGGGGAGACGUGAUUUACUAGUGCAAUUGUUUCCGGAGAUCGAGUCUUACAAGCGUCAUGGCGGAUUAGAUCAAGAUGCGCAGAGGUUUGUAGAUCUGAUUGAAGUUUUAAGAAUCCAUCUUUUGAGGGCGCUACCCGUCUUGUAUCGACUGUUCCCUGACCAUGAUUUGUUCAAGACGGAUACUUUGAGUAAACCUGAUUUUAAGUCCUUUUAUGCAGAUGUUGAGACGAAUGACUACGGUAUGGGGGAACUAGUGUUGGGGCAGGGGUUACAGGAAAAUGAAAGGGAGAGAGAAUCUGUGCCAAUUCCUGCCCCGGCUUCUUCGAGUGAUGUAUUUCAACUGGUUCAAUUUCAAACUGUGUCGAAUUUUGAGAUUCUUUUAAAAUUACUUUCACAAAUUUUUGAUAGACUGGAGAUGAAAAAGAGUUCAAGAGAAUUUGCCAUUCAUCAGUUGUCUUUAGUGCAUGAUACUCUUAGGGAUAGGAUUAAGUCGUCUAAGCCAGGUGAUGAAAAAGGAUUCGGACAAGAGGAAGAUGAGGAAGAGGAAGCUAGUGAAGAUGAGGAGGAGUUGAAAAAUAUGGUUGAACAGUUAGUGAACGCUCAGAUAAGAACUCAGGUCAGUGCAUUGGAAAAUAGGUUGGAACGGUUAGUUGAUGAGAAGAUUGAUGCUAAAUUGGAGAAGUUGUUGGGGAAAAGGUCCGCCGAGGAAGAUGGUAGAGUUGAAAAAAAAUUGAAGCCAGAUCUAGAACCUAAAGAACCUUCUGUCUUCAAAUUGGAUCCUGAUAUUGAGAGCGUAGAAGCUGUGGUUUUAGAGUGGUUCACGCCGAAUCCAAUGAUGGGUAAUGAAUGUGUUCAUAGUAUGAAUAAAAAGGAUAAAAGCUGGAGAAAUGGAUUUGAAUCACUUUAUAAGGAGAGGAAAACGAUUGUGGAGUUUUAUAUAUAUCUGGUUAAUCACAGAGGAAUGGAUAGGUAUAAAGCAGUUGAUCUUUGUGAAAGGAUUAGAGGUGGUGGUGAUUUGACCGAUUUUGCACAAUUGGUAAAGGAUUGGAGACGUGAACAUGAGACGUUCGAUGGGUUGGGAGAUUUGUAG
Messenger RNA from Zygosaccharomyces rouxii, 2178 nucleotides. It is a transcript of the gene CBF2, whose product is annotated as Cbf2p. The record is from RefSeq and is a predicted model, not a curated record. The transcript has a single exon. Bases 1 to 2178 code for a protein of 725 amino acids. Gene Ontology annotation, molecular function: DNA binding. Lineage: Eukaryota; Fungi; Ascomycota; Saccharomycetes; Saccharomycetales; Saccharomycetaceae.